Molecule: messenger RNA, 925 nt
Organism: Heterotrigona itama
Lineage: Eukaryota; Metazoa; Arthropoda; Insecta; Hymenoptera; Apidae
Source: the annotation of a GenBank genome assembly
AUGAAUGAAAUGCUGCCAAAUUUACAUAAAAGUUUAUCAAAUUGUCCACUAAUGAUCGUGGCAUCUAUGCUAUCUCUGCAAUCGAAGAAUAACCUGCACAAAGAGAAACCAAAAAUCAGAACAAAUGUGUCAAAUGAAGGCAAACAUUUUUGUAAUAUGUGAUUCUAACAUGAAUUUUAACAAUGGCCAAAAUAGUGAAUUUGGUAAUUUUCAAGAAACUUAUGAUUGGAUCGAAUGCGAAUCCAUACAUUUCCCAGGGAAGAUAUAUUUUUUCAAUUUAAGAACACAUCAUAGCACGUGGUCCAGACCAGUGCCAAAAGAUGUGCAGCUUCAACAUUACAAUAGAAAACUGGAUUUUUGCUUUAAAGAAAAAGAGAUUUACAACCAUUUCGAUAAAUCAAAAGUUGUACUAAAUUCUCAUAAGUUAUCUACACUUCAAGAUAAAAUUAUAGUUACAAAAGAAAACGGACAAUCUCCGAAUAAAAAUGAUAAGUUCAUAUUUUCUACUCUAAAUGUGCAAAGUAUAACCUCCAGUUGCAUGCUAAAGGAAAAACCGGAAAAAAGAGGAAAAAAUCAAAAUGCAAAAAAACGUAAAGAAAUGCAGCUGAAAGAGUCGAAACUGGAACCAUCAAAAAUUAUUUGUAAGAUGUAUGGUACCAAAGUGAUUAAUUAUGAUUCUGUCGAACCAAAAUUUCCGCCUGGAGUAAAAAUUACGAAGCUUAGCGAUAGUAGCACGACUUCGUCAUCGUGGUAUGACGAAAAUGUUCAACUUGCUAUUCCGAAUAAUUUCGAAAUUCCUAAUGCAAGUUUGCACGUUAAGCUGAGUGAAUCAGAUUCAAGUAGUACUUCUUGCAGCUGUAAUAGCUGUUCGACGUCAUCUAAUGCAAACAGCACAUCUACUUCGGAUAUCUCUAAGAAAGAAUAA